Messenger RNA from Quercus lobata, 2390 nucleotides. Its product is annotated as pentatricopeptide repeat-containing protein At3g22470, mitochondrial-like. Gene Ontology annotation, molecular function: protein binding. Lineage: Eukaryota; Viridiplantae; Streptophyta; Magnoliopsida; Fagales; Fagaceae. Bases 15 to 788 code for a protein of 257 amino acids. The record is from RefSeq and is a predicted model, not a curated record. The transcript is spliced from 2 exons.
GUUUGCAAAACCAAAUGGAUGAGGCAGUUAAGACGUUUAAUAUGAUGGUUGAGAAGGGUUGUUCACCCGAUGUGUUUAGCUAUAACAUAUUGAUCAAUGGAUAUUGCAAAAGUAAAAAAAUUGAUGAGGCAAAGUGUCUAUUUCAUGAAAUGUCCAACAAGGGAAUGAUUCCUAAUGUAGUGACUUACAACACUCUUAUAGGUGGGUUAUGUCGAGUGGAGAGAGUUCGGACUGCACUAGAGCUAUUCAAUACAAUGCAAGCUUGUGGCCAACAUCCAGAUCCCCAAACCUAUGCCAUCUUGUUAGAUGGCUUUUUUAAGAAUAAACGAAUUGCUGAGGUGAUGGCAUUGUUUAAGGAGAUGGAAGACAAAAGGUUGUACUGUAAUAUUGUGAUUUAUAGCAUCUUGAUUGAUGGUUUUUGCAAUGUUGGGGAACUUACGAUUGCAAGGGAAAUCUUUAGUGGUCUUCCUGCAAAAGGAUUGAAACCUAAUGUUUGGACUUAUAUUAUAAUGAUCAAAGGAUUUUGCAAUAAUGGACUAGUUGAUGAAGCAAGUGAGCUGCUUGAGAAAAUGGAUGUCAAUGGUUGUUCACCUAACGAGCACACAUAUAACACAAUAAUCCAUGGGUUUUUGCAGCAUAGAGAGACAUUAAAGGCAAUGAAAUAUCUCAAAAUGAUGGUUGACAAGGGAUUUUCCGCAAACGCAACUACUGCUGCCUUGUUUAUUGACUUGCUGUCGUCUAAUCAAGUAGAUGAAAAUAUUCAAAAGCUGCUUCCAAAGUUUGGGUGAAGGUUAUUUAGGUUCUCAAGAUCAAGGACAACAUUCAUAUUUAACCAAUCACAAGUUAUUAUGUGAGUGAUGUAUAUUUGCUUCAGUAAAAUUCAAUACUUUUUAUGAGAUGGUAUUUCUUUCCAAUUCUGUGCAUUAGAUUGUUUGUUCCUUUUACUGUCCGAUCUUUUGCUGUGAUUUUGUUGCAUUAAACCCUUUCUCAUGGAUAGGUGUUUCAAAUUUUUGCUAAUGUAAUGUUAAUGCAAAAUAUCAUACCUCUUGUAUAAGUAUGCACUCCCUAAACCAGCCCCAAAAUUCUUAAACCAUUAGUGAUUAGGUCUGCACCAAAUUAGUUCUGGAAUCAGUUUCAGUUUUACAAAAGCAGUCUGGUUGUAAUUUGCUUAUCAAAUUUGGUUUUAAAGCAGGUUAUGGGUGCUUGUAAGUUAAACUAUUGUUUUAAAACCACAAUAGAUUGAGUUGUCAGACUUCUGAAAUAUCAAUAGUUUAAGUUACUGUCUCUUUCACUUUCAUACCUCUUAGUGAUCUUUUGCCAAAAGGCAGGAUCUAUUUUGUGUCCAACCUUCAAAUUCUGAUGUCCUGUUUGCGCUUUCUAUGAUUUGAGUGUUAUUAGAGUUUCUUGAACCUUUAUUCAUUUGAGGGUAUGUAGGAUAGCUUUUCUAAAGUAAGAGUGCCAUUAUUAGUAAAUUUUGUUAUUUAUUUAUUUAUUUUUUCAUGAUGAGGAACCUCACCAAGGCAAGGCCCUUUGGACCCACCCCUAGCGACAAAUUUAGUUAUUUUUUAUAUAACGUAGGGACAACAGUGAAACAAAUAGUAUAAUUAGUAUGGCUCUUUUGGUUGCUUCAUGCCUCCCUUCCUCCCCCAUUAGAUAAAACUAUAUUGGAGUAAACUUAUUGUUUUACAUUGUACUGUAUGUAAUCAUAUCAACAUAUUGACUAAUGAUUAAGGACUAGGUAUUUUCAUUGCAAGUUAUUCUUUUACCUUGGUGAUAUUUAUUUUCUUGUAUUGGCACUAGGUUGUUUGUUGCUGUUCUAGUUUUGUUAUCUUUCCUUGGAACUAUGUUGAGCACUAAUGUUGUAAAUUUGAACUUAUUUUUGUGAAAAUUAUCUUGAACUUCAGUUGAUGCAACAUUGUGAACAUGCAAUUAGUUUUAUGUAUUUGUGAAAUAACAAAAUAAUUUGUUUGCAAUUGGUUAUUCUCAUGGGGUAAUUUCGGUGCUCGUGAUAAGUCAAAUGAAUAUCAGCGAAAGACCAUUGAUACUAGUAGAUUUUCCUUACUUAGUAGUUAAUAUUAGAGAUCAUCCUCUUUCUACUACCACUAAUAUUCUGACCUUUGAUGGAUUUGGUAUACCUGCAAUCCCCCUGUUACUAUUACUUGCCUCAUAUGUAGAGCUUUUUUCUCUCACUAAAUUUGUCAUUAUAGUUUAUACACAUUUUAGAAUAAAACAUAGGUAGGACAUACAUUCAUCCAAAAUUGCCAGAUCAAAUCUAUUGAUACAAUAUUAUGAAAAUGUACAAUGGAGAGUUGUAUCUUACUUUGAAACUGGAAUAGAGUUUAUGGGUUGGUAAAGAGGGAAAAGGUUAGAAGAUUGAAAUAAAAUGUGAA